AUGCAAACUUCACGUUUGUAUUCAUUAUUUUUUCGUAAUUACACUAAAACAUAUUAUAAGCCAAAGUUUGGAAAUCGUAAUAUCCACAAGGUAUUAAUAUUACAAGCAACAAAUGAAGCAGCCAAAUCACCACCUCCCGCAGAGGGUUUCUCGGUUGAAGUUACACAAUCGAAAUUCAUUAGAAAAACUCGAGAAGAAGCAUUAGAUAACCCAGAAUUGGCAGAGACCAAUGUUGCGCAGGGUGAAACAAAGCAGAUGAACAUGUUUCAGUCGAUCAAUGAUGCGAUGCGCAUCGCAUUAGAUUCUGAUGAUAAAGCCGAAGACGUAGCUUUUGGUGGCGUAUUUCGGUGUACUAUGGGGCUUGCUGAAAUGUUUGGCAAAGACCGAGUGUUUAACACUCCAUUAACUGAACAAGGCAUCGCUGGAUUUGGCAUUGGCAUGGCAGCAAUGGGGCAUACUGCAAUUGCAGAAAUUCAGUUUGCGGAUUAUAUUUUUCCAGCGUUUGAUCAGCUUGUGAAUGAAGCUGCCAAGUAUAGAUAUCGUUCAGGUGGUAUAUUCGAUGUUGGCGGUUUAACAGUUCGUUCACCUUGUUCGGCAGUGGGACAUG
Molecule: messenger RNA, 607 nt
Organism: Dentiscutata erythropus
Lineage: Eukaryota; Fungi; Glomeromycota; Glomeromycetes; Diversisporales; Gigasporaceae
Source: the annotation of a GenBank genome assembly